CAUUUUUAGUUUUGAAGUAAAAAAAAAGUUCACGAAUCGUGAGUAAAUGUCAACUUAUUCCCCUACAAACCACAGCUGGUUCUUAUGACCUGUUAAUUCUAUGCUGGCCUCCAUCUUUAUCGGUGGUACGCAAUGGUAAAGGCCAUGGUUGGAGGCUGUUGUGUUUGCUCGGAUGAGCGAGGAUGGGACGAAAACCCUUUAGUGUAUUGUGAUGGACAUGGCUGUAAUGUGGCUGUACAUCAAGCUUGCUAUGGAAUUGUUCAAGUGCCGAAAGGACCUUGGUUUUGUCGAAAGUGUGAAUCCCAAGAAAGGAUUGCACGAGUGAAGUGUGAGUUAUGUCCUUCAAAGACUGGUGCAUUGAAAAGAACAGAUACAGGGGGUUGGGCCCAUGUAGUAUGUGCACUAUACAUCCCUGAAGUUCGUUUUGGUAAUGUGACCACAAUGGAGCCCAUUAUUUUAGCAUCAGUUCCACAUGAUAGAUACCUCAAGAUGUGUUAUAUAUGUGAAGAAAGAGGUAAAGAAAGCAAAACAGCACAUGGUGGGUGUAUGAACUGCAAUAAACAAGGAUGUAAACAGACCUUCCAUGUUACCUGCGCUCAGAGUCGUGGUUUUCUUUGUGAAGAAAAUGACGGACAGUCUGGUCAUACUGUCAAGUAUGUUGGGUAUUGUCAGUUUCAUUGGAAUAAGAGGAACAAAGGUCUGUUAAACAUCAAGACACCAGAAAAGGAGAAACUGAAACUAAAGUGGGAAAAAGAAAAGAAACCAAAGCCACGAACAUCCAGUGAGAGUCAGCCAUCAGGCUCCCAACCUCAGAAGCCAGACUCCACCCCAAAGUCUUCACCUAUUUCCUCAUCCUCUACCUGCAUGCCAAGCACAGCACCAGUUCCUUCUUCACCUGGGGCACCCCUUCCAGGAACACCCAAACAGAGAGGUCGCAAACCAUCAACUGUAAAGACUCUUCCUGGAAAUGCCAGUGGAAGUGGUACUAGUAGUUCAGUCAAUGAAAUCCAAGCAGAAAUUAGCCAAGAACAAGAAAGACCAGGGGUUGUAUUGAGCUCACCUACAGUUAGUACAGCAGCAUCUCCUGUACCAAGUACUGCAGUAGCAAACUUAAUAAAUAACCUAACGAUUAGCUCUUCAAGUACCACAACUGGAAUUACUGAGUCAAUAUUUGCUCCUAUACCUACAACAGCUCCUAAAAAUGGAGGCCAAAUUUCUUCAAAAAACAAUUUACCAGUGACAUCCAACAGUAUAGCUCAGCCCACUCCUACCCCACCCCCUGUUAGUGCCCCCAUACCAAAAACAGUGACACAACCUAAACCAGCAGUAAUUAAAAAAUCAGUAAACCAGACAAAAAACACACAGGGUCCAAGAAAACGAGCAAGUAGUAAAACAGAGGAUGAGCCGAAACGAAAGGUUGGAAGACCACCUUUAAAGAACAAAGGAGCAGAAUCUAAAUCAAAGCUAUCUCGACCAGCCUCCACACCAAAGCUAUCUCGACCAGCCUCCACUCCUAGGCAAUCUAAAUCUAAAUCGCAAAACAAAAGCCAAGAGGCAAAGAGACCAGUCAUCACCUCUCCAACUCCAGUUAAUCUAAGUUCAAGUUAUCCUGGAUAUCCCAUGAGUAGUAUGGCAGAAAUGUCUUCUUCUAGUCUAGUAUCUGUAUCUAGUGGUAUGCCACCAGCUAGCAGCCAUGGAGUAACUCCAUACGUAAUCCCUCAACCACAUCUUGCAGGGCAGCUAGAGAAUGGCUAUAGCACACAGGAGUCAAAUAGACAAACCACCAAUGGGCCCUUGCAACUCCCUAACAGUUUAGAACAGUUACUAGAGUACCAGUGGGAACAAGGUGCUCAGUUCCUGAUGCAGCAGGCCUCACAAUACGAUGUUGCGUCUUUAAUGUCAAGUCUACAUCAACUAAAGGCUGACAAUACUCGACUUGAGAGUCGCCUGGAGUCUCUGAUGUCAAGAAGAAGUCAGCUCUUGCAAGUCAGUUCUCGUUUAGCAGCACCUAUGUCUUGUACUCCAACAAAUACUUCAACUACAAAUACAGAUACCUCCAACAAGGAACCCACAGGGACUAGGACGACAUUUAGUGUUACUCAGUCCAUACCUACUGCUACUUCAACGAGGACAUCGGCUGUAUCGACCAGUGGUGGAUCUACGUCAGUUAGUGUUUCAAUAGAAAAGUCUUCACCAUCAGUAUCUAAACCAGAACCCAUAAAAGCUGCACCAAAGAGUCAAACUCCACCUUCAUCAACCAAUAGCAUAUCAGAAAAUAAGCCCACAUCAGCCAAGACAAAGAACGACAAAAGCAAGUCUCCACCAAUAAAAGUCACUAUGACUCCCCAAAAUAUGAGUGGAACUUUGCUGACAGUUCCUAUAACAUCGAAAAUGGUGGCACAAAAGUCUGUAAAUCUUCAGCCAAGUCAAAUCAAAGUUAGCAUGGUAAAGCCUCGUGUUACGCAAGGUGUUGCUGAUAAGGAUAAACUCAAGAUUGUUUCAACUGCUCCUCCGAUAGCCAUCCUGCCAACACUCACGAGUCCACUGGUACAGAAACAGCAGUUGCAGCUGCUGCAACCUCAAACCAAACAAAUGACACAGAACAAGACCAGUAAACAGCCGCAUAUCCUUCCCCAUCAGACGCUCACAUCUCAAGCAUUCGCCGCACAACAGUUCCCACAGCAACAGCAGUUUGUAUUGCUGAUGCAACAGCAGCAACACCUCCAGCAACAUCUGCAGCGGCAGGCCCAAGGUGCCUAUCAGUCAGGUCAGAACCAAUUAGUAUCCUCCCAAGCCCAAAGUAGUAAGGGAACCGCAUCACAGAAAUUUGUUCCUACACCGAUGUCCCUUGGAUAUCAGGGCGGUUUUGUUACCAUAAGUGAUGGAUUAGGUAUUGCUGGACAGCCUAUUGAUGUAUCUAAAGGUUUCGCGACCUUGCCCUUGGUACAACUGGAGAAAAACAAGGCGAACGAUCACUCGGAUAAGAAUGGAACAACAUCCACCAGUGAUAAAUCUUUAUUGAAAAACUCGUAAAAUAAGGAUAGCAGCAUUUAUCACUUAUCCAAGAAUCUCGUUUGUAAACAUCUGUAAAGAAGAUGAAAAGAUUCCUAAGCGGGGUAUUAGCCAUUGAAGCAGUAGCCUCGCAAGUACAGUGCCCUUUGAGUGGACAGCAUCAGGUUUAUUAGCUUGGAUAUCGAGAGCUACUGCCAAGUAGACGUUUCAUACGCUUUUAGACGAAAGGCUUUAGCCCUGGAGCUCAAUACGUUUUACAGCGUGUUGGCUUAACUCGGCUUUGCAAAGGUUUUGCGAUAGGAAAGAUGGGAACUUAAUGUUCGCUGACGACGUUUCAUACAAAAUCAUAAACUGUUGAACAUAAAAUGCUUGUGCGGUGGAGUUCAAUGAACUUUGAAGCAUCUUUGCUGAACUCGGCCUUACAAGGUUUUUUUUAACUUAGGAAAGUGAAGACAUCGUUCGAUGACGAUGUAGUCGUUCCAUACGAGACCAUAAGCUGUUACACAAGAGGUUUGGCCAUGGAGUUCAAUGAAAUUUGAAGUAUCUUUGCUGAACUCGGCCUUACUAGGUUUUUUUUAACAUAGGAAAGAGUAGACAUCACUCGAUGACCACGUAGUCGUUCUAUACGAGACCAUAAGCUGUUACACAAGAGGUUUGGCCAUGGAGUUCAAUGAACUUUGAAGCAUCUUUGCUGAACUCGGCCUUACUAGGUUUUUUUUAACAUAGGAAAGUGAAGACAUCACUCGAUGACCACGUAGUCGUUCU
This is a messenger RNA of Actinia tenebrosa (Australian red waratah sea anemone), 3777 nucleotides long. RefSeq lists its product as uncharacterized. Gene Ontology annotation, molecular function: nucleosome binding; histone binding. The record is from RefSeq and is a predicted model, not a curated record. NCBI's taxonomy places the organism in Eukaryota, Metazoa, Cnidaria, Anthozoa, Actiniaria, Actiniidae. Gene Ontology annotation, biological process: regulation of transcription by RNA polymerase II. Gene Ontology annotation, cellular component: nucleus.